GUUGUUUUAUAUUUUGAUUUGGGUGUUUCCCGAUUAGACACCGGCGCCUGCGUGUUUCAGCUCCAAGGUGAUGGGUUUUGAUUUCAGGAUACAGAAUGAAGCAUCAAUCAUAUUCCAUUGACCACUCAGCUACAAAGCCGCUGCAUAAUCAUUUGGAGGGAGAAACUUGGUGAUGUAAACAAAGAUUUGGAAGACCCACAAGAAUGCUUGAAGAUUCGUAGGAGC
Linum tenue is the source of this 225-nucleotide messenger RNA. The record is from the annotation of a GenBank genome assembly. Lineage: Eukaryota; Viridiplantae; Streptophyta; Magnoliopsida; Malpighiales; Linaceae.